Gekko japonicus is the source of this 382-nucleotide messenger RNA. RefSeq names its product methyltransferase-like protein 5. Gene Ontology annotation, biological process: rRNA methylation. Gene Ontology annotation, molecular function: rRNA (adenine-N6-)-methyltransferase activity; nucleic acid binding. NCBI's taxonomy places the organism in Eukaryota, Metazoa, Chordata, Lepidosauria, Squamata, Gekkonidae. The record is from RefSeq and is a predicted model, not a curated record. The annotation marks the transcript as partial. The transcript is spliced from 3 exons.
GUUGUGUAUAGGCUUUGAUGUCGAUGCUGAUGCCCUGGAAGUAUUUAACAGAAACGCUGAAGAGUUUGAGCUCACAAAUAUUGACAUGGUUCAGUGCAAUAUAUGUUCUUUACCUGAUGAAAUGGCAAAAACAUUUGAUACAGUUAUUAUGAAUCCUCCCUUUGGAACCAAGCACAAUAAAGGCAUGGACAUGGCUUUUCUCAAGACAGCUCUGCGGAUGGCGAGAACGGCUGUUUACUCCUUGCACAAAACGUCAACCCGCCAACAUAUUCAGAAGAAAGCUGAUGACUGGAAAGUGAAGAUGGAAGUCUUAGCAGGUACGAACCACCUCUCUUUGAACAGCCUGAAGGCACAUGAUGUGAUUCUGCAGCUGAAGUUCUAG